Molecule: messenger RNA, 1180 nt
Organism: Mollisia scopiformis
Lineage: Eukaryota; Fungi; Ascomycota; Leotiomycetes; Helotiales; Mollisiaceae
Exons: 4
Coding region: 146-976 (276 amino acids)
Source: RefSeq, a predicted model, not a curated record
CUACUCGCACUUUUAUUUCCAUACGUCUCCCUCAUAUAACUACCUCUGUCGCAGUUUUAAGUCUGCAAGCACAGUUACUCAAACAUCUGUGCUAUUCGAACACUCACCCCUUAAUCCACUUUCUUGUGUUCUGCGAAGCAAUAAAAUGGCGGUAAUAUGGGGUUUGGAUUUGAAGGACAUGCAGUGGUCCAAGUUCAAAGGAUCUUACAUGUUCAACAAUGUGUAUCACUUACGGAAGGUGAAGAUGAUAGUCUAUCAGAUUGCCAUGAUUCUGUGUGUGGUAUCAGAGUCAGUUGGGACGGCAGCAUUAUCAGACUAUGUGGAUGAACAAGAUGGUAUUCAGACUCGAGAUGGCAGACGAGCACACGUGCAGAAUAACGAUAUUGUCGGCAUACUUUCAUACAACAUUUUUGUUGGCAUAGCCGUUGCGACCAUUUUUGGAUCAGGCUUCUUCUUCGAUCUCUUCUGGCCCGAGCGACGCGAGAGUACAUCUGUCAAGUGGGCGUGGAAGAUAUGCUCCAUUGUCGUUUCUAUCAUGGCGUUGGCAGACGCGAUUGCUCUGACCGUCAUCGUUGCCACACACCGAGCUUACAUUUCUGGUAUGUCAACAGCCCUCGCCGAUGACUUAUUUCGAGCGAACGGCCCACCAAAUCCCAUAUAUCGAAAGAAUGCAUAUUGCGUUGCCUCAACAGUCAUCUUGUGGCCGGGUGUUAUCGCAAGUUUUGCGAGCUCCUACAUUAUGUGGAAGUCUCUUCAGCACAACGACCAAUUCGGUCCCUUUUCCUCGGCAUAUAAGAAUAAUGGGGAAGAAGCCUCGAUGGAAAUGCCGUCGACAAACAAUACGAACCCAACCACAGCUUCGACCACAGCCCCAACCAAUGGCACUAAUGUCACGACUGGCACGAAUGGAGUUAAUACUGCACCUUCUGAAGGCGUCACUACUACUACCCCAAGUCAACCGUAUCCUGGCACGUAACUUCGAGCAUGGCGUUUUGGACUGAAAUUAGAUACCGUUUUGUCGUAUUGUAUUCACGAUACCCCUAGAUUGUUAAUGUUUAUCGUUAAUUAUUGUCACGCAUACACUAUUUUACCAUUUGAUGGACAUUGAUACGUCUUGAUAUGAUGCUGUACAAUGGUUUUGUUUCAUUGUUCACUUUACCCCACAAACGAAGUGCAAGUC